Brettanomyces nanus is the source of this 933-nucleotide messenger RNA. RefSeq lists its product as uncharacterized. Gene Ontology annotation, biological process: pyridoxal 5'-phosphate salvage. The record is from RefSeq and is a predicted model, not a curated record. Gene Ontology annotation, molecular function: pyridoxal kinase activity. Gene Ontology annotation, cellular component: cytosol. The coding region runs from base 1 to 933 and encodes 310 amino acids. Lineage: Eukaryota; Fungi; Ascomycota; Pichiomycetes; Pichiales; Pichiaceae. The transcript has 2 exons.
AUGGCUAUCUAUCCAACAAGAGACCUGCUUUCCAUAUCUUCGCAUGUUGUGCAUGGCAAAGUGGGAAACGAUGCCAUACAAUUUCCCUUGAAUAUAAGGCAUUGGAACGUCGAUUGCAUUCAUACUACCAAUCUUUCGAAUCAUCCAGGAUAUAAGAAAUUUAAAGGAACUAAGUCAAGUUUUCAGUUGAUUCAAGAUUUAUACAAAGGUCUUACGAAGAUAGAGCUAAGAUACGACGCUGCCAUAGUGGGCUAUGUUGCUAGCAAACAAGUCCUAGAAGUGAUAUAUACAGAGAUUCUGGCAAAGCUACCGAAAGAAACCAUUGUAGUGAUGGACCCUAUUAUGGGAGACAAUGGUAAGCUCUAUGUAGAGGAAGCCUUGGUUCCUCUAUACAAACAUAUUCUUCGUGACCAGACAUGCGAAGGAUUGAUUAACUUAGUGACACCUAAUCAAUUUGAGAUGGAGAUAUUGACUGAUGUUAAGAUUGUGGAUCUAGACUCCCUUAAACAGGCUAUAGUGUCAUUUUUCGAACUGUACAGGGUGCAAAAAGUUGUUAUCACCUCUGUUAGCUUCGAUGAUUCCGAUACAGUACUCUGUAUAGGUGCGGGAUCUGAUGGUGAAGUAUUUACUAUUCAGGGGUCCAGGAUAGAUGCGGUGUUUUCAGGAUCUGGCGAUUUGUUUUUGGGGAUAUUGACCGAUCGGUUUGUUAAAUCUCAUGGUGAUCUCAAGGAAUCACUUACCCAUACGAUGAAUGUAGUCCAUAAAGUACUAGAGAACACAUGCCAACUUAGCGCAAACCUACAACCGAAGAGAUACGUUGGUGAUAAACUUUAUAUCCCAGAUCUCAGGUUGGUUGAAAGCAAAUUCUUCCUCAGAGAUGACUCCUCUGACGGUAUCUUAGACAAUCUUACCACAAGCACCACUUUUCUAUGA